Molecule: messenger RNA, 3030 nt
Organism: Oldenlandia corymbosa var. corymbosa
Lineage: Eukaryota; Viridiplantae; Streptophyta; Magnoliopsida; Gentianales; Rubiaceae
Source: the annotation of a GenBank genome assembly
GUAAAUUAACUAGUUUGGAUUUAGUAUUUUGAUAUAUCUACGGGUCACAACUCACAACUUUGAACAGUUGGAAGUCUGUAAGCUGCCAUGGCCGCCCGCUACUCCAUCUUCCGCUCUAUUAUACGAAAUGGCAGCAAAGAAAGGCAGGGGCUUUUGCGAUCUUUCUCGUCGAGGACGGAAGUAGCGAAUUACCAAUUCGAUGAAAGGGAUUCUGAGCCCAGCACUGAUGCUACUGUCAGUGAUGAUUUGAGGAGUAGAAUUUUGAGGCUUAGACUACCCAAAAGGAGCGCCACGAACGUGCUUCAUAGAUGGGUUAGCGAAGGAAAUGACAUUUCCAUUUCUGAACUCCGGCAAAUCUCUAAAGAGCUACGAAAAACUCACCGAUUCAAGCAUGCCCUUGAGGUUCUUUCUAUCCCUUUCUUUGUUGAUGUUAUUAUGUCUCUCAUUUAACUGAAAUUUGAAAAUCCAUACUUUUAUUUUUGGAUAUUUGGUUGUUGUGUUUGCUUGUUUUUUGAAAGGUGAACUUUUGAUCAUAUCGAAAUGUUGGCUUUUGUGAUGCAAAAUUCUUUAAUUCGGAGAAGGAUUGACACUAACGUUGGCCAUUUUUUAGUCACUUUGAGGUUUAAACUUUGUUUGUGUAAUUUCAUAAUUUUGGUUCUUCAGGCAAGAAAUGCUUCAAAUACAAUAUGGUUGUCAUUAGUUUUCGUGAAUUUUUAUUCCUUUAAGGCCUAGACUUUGCUGUAAUAGACAAAUGAAGAGUUCUGAUUUCCAAGUUUCAAUGAGUUAGGAACAAAUGUGCCUUGUCUUAUGGUGUGUGAUGAGUCCAACUAAGUAAGUUUAACAUUGCAUUUUAGCAGUUGUAGUGUGGAAGUAAAACCUGAGCUUUGGACUGUUAGUUUAGCUCCAAGUACGUAAAUUAAUUGGCAUCUGAAAUGAAAUUCAGGGCCUACGUAAAUUGUUAGUUUAGCUCCACGUACGAGCUUUGGAUUGUUAGUUUAGUGUAUCAUUUUGUUGGUGAUCAGGGAAACUAUAGUUGCUUUUCAGUGUCUACACUGAGGCCUCUCCAUUCGAGUCGGAAAAUUAUACUGGUUAUAUUUGGUCUUUCUCGUAUUAGAUCCUAACAAGCUCAUACCGUUUUAUGGUAAGUUGGCACAUCACAUAAAAUAAAACAGGCAAUCUUUUGAACCCGCUUGCCUUUUGGAUUCUGGUCUAUGCUCCAAAGAAAUGAUGUGUCUGACCUCUGAACUUGGUUUAUGUGGAUAAGUUGAUUUUGCUCUUGAUGUUUGUGGUGUAAGGUAGAAAAAGUAAUCUUUUCCUGUUGAGGCCUUCCUUUUUCUCUGGUAUGAUUUUGUUCUUGAGUUCUGAAAACAUGGUCUGAAAUUUAGAGUCUUAGAAACUGUUUACUGUUUACUUUUAUUUUGAUUAAUUUCUGUUAGAAAAGGAAAGAAAGCAGAAUCUUUCCCCUUUGCUGUCUGCCAGCAUUUAUGUGGUUGUCCAUUGCGAUUAUGAGUUUAAAUGAUGUUGUAGAUAUCAGAAUGGAUGGUCUCUCGGGAGGAGUAUGAUAUAACUGACUCUGACCAUGCUAUCCGGAUUGACUUGAUGACCAAAGUCUUUGGCAUUAAUGCAGCUGAGCGUUACUUUGAAGGUCUCCCACCUAGUGCAAAAACUGCAGAAACAUACACUGCUCUUUUACACUCAUAUGCAGCAUGUAAAUUGACUGAGAGAGCUGAGGACCUAUUUGAAAGGACAAAGGAAGCAAACCUUUCUUUGAGUGCAGUCACUUACAACGAGUUGAUGACUUUAUAUACAUCCGUUGGCCAACUGGACAAAAUACCCUCAAUAUAUGAAGAAAUGGAACGUCAAGAAGUUGCUCCAGAUUUAUUUACUUACAACCUGCUCCUAAGUUCAUCUGCAGCAUCUCUCAACAUUGAUGAAGUGCAAAGGAUUCUCGAAAAAAUGAGUGGUCAAUCUGACCCUGAUGAAAGCUGGCUGAGAUAUAUUAACCUUGUAAAGGUAUAUAUUAGUUCAGGCCAACUUGUGAACUCUGAUUGCAACUCUCUGGUUGAAAGUGAGAAGAGUAUAACUCAAAGGGAAUGGAUUACUUACGACUUCCUUGUUAUACUGUAUGGAGGGAUGGGAAACAAAGAUAAACUAGAUCAGAUUUGGAAGUCCUUGAUAUCGACCAAACAAAAGAUGAUUGGUCGAAACUACGCAUGUAUAAUUGCCUCCUAUUUGAUGUUAGGCCACUCGAAAGAUGUCAAAGAAAUUCUCCAGCAAUGGAAGCAGUCAACUACAACCGAGUUUGAUGUCUCUGUUUGCAGCAGACUUCUCAGCGCAUUUGGAGAAGUCGGUUUGAGUGAAGAAGCUGCUGCCUUCCAUCUGCUGCUUCUUGAUGAAAAGGUCUUGACAGAUUAAACUGAACUACAAACUUCAGUUUUGACCCAGAGCUCUUUUGUUUUCUACUUGGAUAGCCAGGAAUAAUAGGAGGCAAGGAAAUUUGAGGGUGGUGAUGAACUAUUUCAGUAAGACAGUUGAGCUAUUUGUAACAUCAUUCAACCAUUUUGCUAGAAUCCUUAGCAAUAUACACUCAGGGAUAUAGGACUACUCAUAGAAACAGUCCUAUGGUUUUUUCUUUUUUAAAAUUAUAUUAAUAAAAACUUUUUACAAGAACGAUGAUCAAUUGAAUAUCAUCCUUCCAAGAGGGAAAGCAAGGAGAUUGUGAUUGCCAAAGAUGAUGAUUCAUCUUCACCUUCAUCCCACUCAUUGCGUGACAACGGAACAUAUUAUGAGGAGAACAUCAUCUGGCUCAGGUGUUUGAUUCCGUGAUUUUAAAAUGUGUAAUGAGCUUUGUUUCUGUUUUGUGCAAUUUGAAUUAGGAGCUUGGUACCCCUGAAUAAUUCCUGUGAUUCAUACUCUUUACCUUCAAAUUAAAGUGAUUAUGGUACUUAAUGUUUUUGUCAAUUUUGCGAAGACAAACACACUUUAAAAGAGAAUUUGCUUUGAGAUUUUUGAUGGCGUGUUGAAAUUCAU